This is a messenger RNA of Dictyostelium purpureum, 2541 nucleotides long. RefSeq lists its product as uncharacterized. Gene Ontology annotation, cellular component: nucleus. The coding region runs from base 1 to 2541 and encodes 846 amino acids. The transcript has a single exon. Lineage: Eukaryota; Evosea; Eumycetozoa; Dictyosteliales; Dictyosteliaceae. The record is from RefSeq and is a predicted model, not a curated record. Gene Ontology annotation, molecular function: nucleic acid binding; ATP binding; RNA helicase activity.
AUGAAUUUAAUUAAUCUCUCAAAGAGAUUUAAUAAAAUCUCAUUAUUAAAUAAUAAUAAUAAUAAUUUAAAUAAAAUUUCAUGUAGAUUAAUAACUACAUCCACAAAUACACCAAUAUCCAUAAAUAAACUUAAUUUAAAUAAAUCCAUAUUAAAUACUAUUAAUACAGAGAGUAUUCAUAACAUAAGCUAUUUAGAUUCAGAUUUAAAUAAAAACUAUUAUUCAACAUCAGUAUCAAGAAAAUUUAAAAAUUUAAAUCGAGAUAAAAAAAAAAAAGAAAAAAAAGAUUUUAAUAAAUUUGGGUUCAGUAAAGAAAUUUUAGAUUCAAUUAAAGAAAAAGAAUGGGAAAAACCAACACCAGUUCAGUCUGAAGUUAUACCAUUAAUAUUUAAAGGUAGAAAUAUUUUAUUCUCUUCUGUCACUGGUAGUGGUAAAACUGCUGCUUAUGCCUUGCCCUUCAUUCAAAUUUUAUCAACAUUCAAAAGAAACAAAUUAGAAUAUUUAAAAAACAAUGAAUUUAAUGAAAAUUAUCAACUCUUCAAUAAAGAAGACGAAAAUGAUGGUGAAUUUAAGAUGAAACAAAAAGAAUCUGAAGAAGAGUACGAAGAAUAUGAGGAUAAUGAGGAGUAUGAAGAGGAAGAGGUUCAAUCUGAAGAAGAAUAUGAAAUCGAAGAAAUUAAUGAAAGUGAAAUUGAAGGUUUGGAAGAGUUUAAAGAAAAUGAAAAUAAACCAUCAACCAAUGAAAACGAUGAAUAUUUCCAAGAAGAGGAAGAGGAGGAAGAGGAAGAAGAGUUUGAAGUUGAAGAUUUUGAUGAAAAUGGAAAUUUAAUUAAAAAAUCAGAAGAAGAAAUCAAUAAUAUUGAAAGAUUGAAAAGAUUAAAAAAUAGAAACCAAAAGAAGCCAUUUAAUGAAGUUGAUCCAAUUGGUAUCAUUUUAUUACCAAGCAAAGAAUUAGCACUUCAAGUCUCAAAAGAAAUCAGCGAUCUUGUUAAAAAUGUUCAAUUCGGAAAAGAGAUAUCAUCCAUAGGAAAUCUUAGAGUAUUAACAUUAAUUGGUGGUGUUGGUGAAAAGAAACAAAUCGAAACAUUAAAGAGUGGUGUCGAUAUUAUUGUCGGUACCCCAGGUAGAUUAGUCCAAUUAAUUAAUCAAGAAGUCGUUUCAUUACAACAAGUUAGAAUGACAGUGGUAGAUGAGUUUGAUAAAUUAUUCAAUUUAGGUUUCUUCCCAGAUAUUAGAGAUAUAUUUGAUUUCUUACCAAAAGUUAGAUCAAGAAGCAGACCAUUCACAAUGCAAACAGUUUUAACAUCAGCAACACUUAAUCACAAAUUAGAUGAACUCAUAACUCGUUUCGCUCCAAACCACUUAAUGGUAGAUUUAAAUAAAGAUCUCUCUGCACCAACCACCGUUAAGCAAUUUUUCUAUCAUGUUAACUACCGUUUGAAAUCACAUUUACUCCUCUAUUUCCUCAGAAGAAAGGGUAAAACUUCAUUAAAGAACAGAAAGGUAUUGGUAUUUGCAAGAACUCAACAACGUGUAGAGAAAUUAACAGCAAUGCUAAAAGAAUAUAAAAUCAAUGCAUUAUCCAUCCAUGCAGACUAUUCAAUCACACAAAGAAAUAAAAUUUUAGAAAUGUUUAGAGAUGAAGAAAGUGGUUAUAAUAUAUUAAUAUCAACUGAUGUUAUGGCCCGUGGUGUUGAUAUCGAUACCUUAGAAGCCGUUGUAAAUUUAGAUGUUCCACACGUCUCUGAAGAUUAUCUUCACAGAGUCGGUCGUGUCGGUAGAAAUGGAAGAGAAGGUUUUUCAUUAACAUUUGUUUCACCGGUAAAACAAAUUUUCAAAAUAGGUGAACGUACUGUAGGUUUGGAUGAAUCACAUUUAAUUGAUAAUAUAGAAAGAUCAACUGGUAUAACAAGUAAAUUCACUAAAAUUCCAGGUCCAUGGGUAGAAAAUAGAAAACAAUUAUCAAAAUUAAACAACAGUACCAAUCAAAGCUUUAGCAAUAACAAAAAUAAACCAACUAAAAAUAAUAAAUAUAAUGAUGAUAACGAUUACGAUGAUGAUGAUGAAGAUUAUCAAGAUUAUCAAGAUAAAAAACCAAAAACUCAAUUACCAUUAGAUAAAGAAACCAAAUAUCAUAGUAAACAAGAGAAAAGAGCAGUUGCCGAAAUUUUAUUAAAAAAGAAUAUCAUUGAAACUUAUAAAGGUCCCCAAACAAGAGACGGUUUACCACGUGUCAAAUUUAAUCCAAAUGCCAAAAUUAGAGAUAAAAAAAUUUCAAAAAUCGUUAUCGAUAGAAAAGGUGAAAUUUUCGAUUUACCACAGUUGACCGAUUUCAAAGAGGGUCAAUAUCACGAAGUAGUUAACUCUUUUGACAGAAAACGUGCUAUUAAAAGAGGUAUUAAGCUCCCACAAAAUCAAACCCAUGUGUUUUUACCAUCAAAAAUCGAAACCAAACGUUCAACAAAAAACAUAGAAAAAAAUCCAAAUAGAUAUAAUAAGAAACCAGAUUCAAAUCUCUAUAAUGUAAAAAGUGAUAACUAA